Molecule: messenger RNA, 2255 nt
Organism: Acanthopagrus latus (yellowfin seabream)
Lineage: Eukaryota; Metazoa; Chordata; Actinopteri; Spariformes; Sparidae
Gene: kbtbd4
Product: kelch repeat and BTB (POZ) domain containing 4
Exons: 5
Coding region: 254-1825 (523 amino acids)
Molecular function (GO): protein binding
Source: RefSeq, a predicted model, not a curated record
UUGUUUACACUUUUAGUUAAACUCUGCUUCCACGAUAUUGCGGUUGAAUUGUCAGUCACGGUAACGUUAGCUAGCUAACUAGCUGCUGUGGGCGCUAACGCUAGCCGAUCACAACCGCAGUUAACGGGACAGACAACAUGGCUUGAGUUAGCGUAGCAUAGCCAGUGUCAGUGUAAACUCUGAAUUAUUUUUAUUUGUUUAUUUUAUUUUAUUUUGAUUCUGUCACAGAAAACGUCGCAGGCAAGCAGCAAAGAUGGAGUCCAGUGAGGAGGGGGGCCUCAGUGUCGGAGGCUCUGUGGGAGAGGAGAACUACUUCCUAGGAUAUACCUUCACCGACCGCUCCCACUCCAGCCGGGUGGUGAAGAGCAUCAUGGACCUGUGUCUGGAGGAUGGCUUGUUUGCUGACGUCACUGUCACUGUGGACAGCAAAGAGUUUCACCUGCACCGCCUGGUGCUCUCGGCACAGAGCAGUUUCUUCCGCUCCAUGUUCACCUCCAACCUUAAAGAGUCGCACAACCGCGCCAUCGAACUGAAGGAUGUGAGCGCCACCGUCUUUCAGCUGCUGAUCGACUACAUCUAUCACGGCACAAUUAAACUGAGGGUGGAGGAGCUGCAGGACACCUAUGAGAUGGCAGAUAUGUAUCAGCUGACUGCGCUGUUUGAGGAGUGCUCUCGCUUCCUCUCACGGACAGUCGAGGUCAAGAACUGCCUGCAGGUGAUGUGGCUUGCAGACAGACACAGUGACCAGGAGUUGUAUACUGCGGCCAAGCAUUGUGCUAAAAUCCAUCUGGCUCAGUUGCAUCAGACUGAAGAGUUUCUGAAUCUGCCUCUCUGUCUUCUCUUGGACAUCAUCAAAGAUGGCGUUCCGAGCUCACAGAAUCCAACAGUGGCUAUCGAGUCAUGGAUAAACCACAACAAGGUGGAGAGAGAGGAGUUUUCUUGUAUCCUCCAAGAAAACCUCAAGGAAAUUGGUGAGAACGUCCACAUUUACCUGAUUGGUAAAGAGGAAGCGCGGACGCACUCUUUGGCCGUGUCGCUUCACUGUGACGAGGACGAUGCGAUCAGCGUGAGCGGUCAGAACAGUCUGUGUCAUCAGAUCACUGCAGCCUGUAAACAUGGAGGUGACCUGUAUGUAGUUGGGGGGUCCAUCCCACGACGCAUGUGGAAGUGCAACAUGCACACCAUGGACUGGGAGCGUUGCGCUCCACUGCCCAGAGACCGCCUCCAUCAUACAAUGGUCUCUGUUGCUACUGAGGACGCUAUCUACUCACUAGGAGGCAAGACGCUGCAGGACACACUUUCUAAUGCCGUCAUCUACUACACAGUGAAGGACAACAUGUGGACAGAGACCAGCCAACUGGACACGGCAGUGUCCGGAGCUGCUGGUGUCAAUCUGGGAGGCACCAUUUACCUGCUCGGAGGGGAGGAGAAUGACAUGGAUUUUUUUACCAAGCCAUCUCGACUGAUUCAGUGCUUUGACACCACCUCCCAGAAGUGCCAGAUCAAGCCUUACAUGCUGCCGUUCGCCGGCUGCAUGCACGCCGCUGUCCACAUGGACGUGAUCUUCAUCGUAGCAGAGGGAGACUCGCUGGUGUGCUACAACCCUCUGCUGGAGAGCUUCACUCGCCUUCGCUUCCCGGAGGUGUGGAGCUGCGUUCCAUCGCUCUGGAAGGUGGCCAGCUGUAAUGGCUGCAUAUACGUCUUCAGGGACAAAUGUAAGAAAGGUGACGCAAACACAUUAAAGUUUAACCCGGCCACGUCUGUCGUCUCCGUUAUCAGAGGUAUAAAAAUCCUCCUCACAAACUGGCAGUUUGUUUUGGCCUGAAACGUCCUCUGGAUGUUCACGUUCUCACCGCAGACAAUCAGGGAAUACCGGUGGAUAACUUACCAUGACUCCGCUGUUGAGACAUCCUGAGAGGACCUCUAAAUGUAUUUACUCAUCUGGUUUCUGUGUCACUCAUUCCAUUCUGACAAUGACAUUCUGAUAUUCUGUACAAACAGUUACUGUGUGUGUGUGUCUCAUUGUUAGCGGAGAGGUCAAACAAUUUGUGAUGAUGCUGUAACCAGUGUUGAACUAAUCGACAUUGUUUUCCUGUGCACUGCUGGUUUAUUGACACGCAUGAACAACCUAAACUGAACAAAAGACGUCCUUCAGUAUAUUGUACGUGAAUCAGUGUAUCAUGAUGUUGUAGGUUAAAUGUCCUCUGAUGUCAGAUUUUAAGUGCAUAAACAUGAUGACGGACAAUAUUUUCUAA